This is a messenger RNA of Pyrenophora tritici-repentis Pt-1C-BFP, 1047 nucleotides long. Its product is annotated as defective in cullin neddylation protein 1. Gene Ontology annotation, molecular function: cullin family protein binding; ubiquitin conjugating enzyme binding; ubiquitin-like protein binding. Gene Ontology annotation, biological process: protein neddylation. Gene Ontology annotation, cellular component: ubiquitin ligase complex. Lineage: Eukaryota; Fungi; Ascomycota; Dothideomycetes; Pleosporales; Pleosporaceae. The record is from RefSeq and is a predicted model, not a curated record.
AUGACUGUCCAACAGCCUCCUGUAACGCUAGCUCUGCUCGGUGACACGAUCAUAGAGUACUACGGCAAUGCCCAUGGUCCUAACCCGGCUGCUUCUUCUUCGGCGACCAAGUCUGCCCUCAACACGCUGUUCAACAACUACGUAGAGGCUGGUGCGCAGGACAAGGACAUUGUUGGAGUUGAAGGAACAAUGCAAUACUUUACGGAGGUUGAGGUGGACGCCGAAGGCCUGGAUGCUUUGGUUGCUCUGGAGAUCGUGCAGGCGCCAACGAUAGGCGAAAUGAGCCGCGAAGGCUUCGUGAAUGGCUGGAGUGAGCGCAACUGCGACACAGUCGAUAAGCAGAAGAGGUACAUCAAGACUCUCAAACGCGACAUGCCCGGCAACAAAGAUCUCUUCACCAGAGUAUACAAGUACACUUUCCCCAUUGCCAAGACGGCGGGUCAGAAGGCUGUGGCACUCGAAGUUGCCCUCGUAUACUGGGAUUUGCUCUUCAGUUCACCCCUUUCCGCAGUCAAGUGGUCAAGCUCCAACACGCCAUGGCUGACUUGGUGGUCUGAGUUCCUCACCGAGUCGUACAAGAAGAGCGUCAACAAAGACAUGUGGAACGAGACUCUCAAAUUCGCACAGCUUACUCUGGAGGACGAGGCGAUGAGUUUUUGGACCGAAGAAUCAUCAUGGCCGUCGGUCAUUGACGACUUUGUUGACUGGGUCAAAAAGGAAAAGCGCGGCGAUGUCCCAGAGGAGGUGAUGGAUGAAGAGUACUAGAAGCUUCGUCGUAUUCGCCGUCGCGAAUACAACGGUCUUAGGCUUUCUCAGUGCAUACUUUCUAUUGAUCAGCAUGGAGUUGCGGUAUAUGGCUUGAUUUGCUAUUAGGAUGGCUGGUGGCAGUUUAUGUUUCAGUGAGCAGCUUUACAUGAUGCAUGGUUACGACGUUCACAGGAGUACUACAUACCCUUGGACAGAUUUUGCGGCAUUGCAGCAAAGUUUAAGCAUCCACAUAGACUAGCUCAGCAUGAGUAAUUCAGGUGCCGAGUGCCUUUUCACAAU